AUGCGUAUUGUUCGUGAAGUUCAGAUAAAGGACAUGGAUGUGCAUUAUUGGUGGCAUAAGUUUCGGGGUAAUCCGUAAAUUGAUUUGUUCGAUUUACAUAGCCGAAACAGUCGAAGCAAAUAACCGUUUAUGGUAAGCCAGUCCGUUUGAAAUUUGAAUCACUGUAAGAGGUUCAAAACUACACACGUGGAAUAUAUGUAUUCCCUGGGCAAGGAAGGUGCCUCGAGAUCCAAUAUUUCAGGAUAGGCGCUACUUAAUUGACAUCAAAAAAGCAAUAACCCUUAUGGACGACUUUGGAGUUGAAAAACCAACUACAAACGUCCAAGAUUCGACCUUUAAUGAAUGUUGAAAUCGAGAAAUUCAGUACUUGGCGUCGGACCUGUGGAGUUCCUACACCAAUAGCCUGGCCAGCCUGACAUUCGGGCUAUUCCGACAAAAACAAUUACUAUAUAGUGACAUUUUUAUAUCAUUAGUGAAAGAUUUAGCUGAGUUCCCACACUUAGUUCGCGUUAAGCCUUUCCGACAUAUCGGAAAUCAAUAAAAAAGCCCUGGAAAACGACAUUUAUAUAUAAAGCAUAAAAAGGUUUCUUCUCAUCAUAGCCAUAUCUGUCAGCACAAAAUUGGAUGUCUAUGCCAUAGAGAAUCUUCAAGCCUUCAAGCUUCUUGUUAUCUUUAUCAUCACCAUCACUAUCAAUAUCACUAUCAUCUGUAUCACCAUUAUCCCGUUAGACAUAUGUAUGUCAAAAUAUCGAAAGAAUACAUAAAAAAUACAAAUUGCAUGUAACAUUUCAUUUAUGCACAUCAAUUAAGAAAAUUAAUAGCUAAUUUACUUUUUUUAAACCUCACAUUUUUUUGAAAAGCGCGUGAUGCACAAUAUCUUAUUAUGUUGACACGUGAAAAAUUUUCCUGCGAAGCUAAGAUAAAUUAAGAUACAAACAUUUGGUCAUACACAAUUGAAAGAUAAUUAACUUGUGUUUACAAGAACAAUUAUGUUAAAUUAUAUUAAGUUAUGUUUUGAGCAUAAUUCACAAACAUAGGUUUUUAUCAAAUUCAUAAAGUUAAGAAAACUGUUCCUUAUUUAAAUAUUCGCUAAUUUGUUUAGACAUUAAUUUUAAGUUAUAGAUAACUUAUCACGUUAUCAAGAUAAGCCGUUCUUUAUUUAGAUAAAGCAUCUGGGUUAAUAUUUGUGCCAUCUGGUACGGACGAAGGGAAAGUAGGUGAAGCAUUUAACAUGACUUGCUACACAAAUGAUUAUGGAAACCCUCCAGCAAGUUUAACUUGGAAGAACAGCAGUAAUGUCGCUGCAAUUUCUACUGGCAAACCGGGAAAAGCAGUGUCAUAUACAAUUAUUCCUGUAACAAGAGACAGUACUGGUAAUUAUACAUGUAAAGCCAAUAACACAGCAGGUGAAAUAGAAAAGGCGUUCCAUUUUGCAGCAACUGAAAAACCAGACCCUCCAACUUUGAAGAUUGUUUUAAAGUCUUCAACUUCGAUUGAAAUUUUGAUGACACCACCAUCUUACACAGGAAAUAAGCCAAUAAUGUACUACACAAUACACUACCGAAUACACUACAGAGGAAAGGGAGAUAAUGCCUUGAUAAAUAUCACGAACUUAAAGUACAAUAUAGCAAACCUAAAACCAGAAAUGAUGUGUCAAGUUAGAGCAAAAGCUGUUAAUGUUAUUGGAGAAGGAGAUUUUAGUGAAUUUGUAAAUUUUAUACCGGGAGAAUUACUCAAGACAAAUUACCAAAACAUUUUUGUCAUUGCUGGAAAAUCCGUUACAUUAAAAUGGUCCAUAGCUCCUUACUAUACAAUUGUGAUUCUAAACUGCACUAAAGACGCGAUACAAAUAGCAGAUGGUGACAAUGGAACAAUUGCUAUUUUUAAAGACUGGAAAGACAAUCGAUACGAUGUAUUUGUCGAUGGGAAGAUGUAUGGCAUAUCUAUAAAAAACUUAGACGUAUCAGAUGGUGGAGUCUACACGUGUCGUUUUAUAGUAAGGGAAAAUACUGUUGUUCAGGAAAUAAUGGAUGAAAUACACGUUAUAGUGGAAGACACAUCAGAUGAAUAUAAAAUAACCAGUGGUCAAACCUUUUUGAUUGUUACGCAAAUUUAUGGCUUGACGGCGCGUACUCACGGUGUGAUCAUCAGAAUAGAUGACAUCAACAAAAGUCUGCUGUUAAAUAAAUUUAUGAAGGAGCUAAGAGAGAAUCUCGAAGACAUGUUUUUGGAAUUGCUUGGUUUCAAUGCAUCGAUUGUGAUAUCACAGCCAGUAACUUUUGGCAAAGUGAGUUUUACACUCUCCUAUAACAGUAACAUUUUAAUUGGAGUUUAUGAAGUAAAGAAUGCGUUCGAAAAAAUGGUUGCUCGAUUCAAUGGAAAUGUGUUUUUACCUGAAAAUACAUUUCAAGCUAAAAUAAUACCCAACUCAACGACAUUUCAGGAAGCAGACAUAUGUUCACAAAGUACGCUCAGACAAUGCAGCAAAUAUGCUGAUUGCAAAAACAUACUAAAAUUGUAUUCACACGCCUGCAAAUGUAAAGACGGCUUCGAAGGAAAUGGUUUAGUUUGCUCGAAGAAUACAAAUGGCAAAGGGUUGUCUAAAGGUGUUCUCAUUGGUAGCACUGCUGGAGGACUGGCUUUCAUGAUUCUUAUUGUCGCUGUUUGUUACGUGGUGUGUAAACGCUCUAAGAAAAUCACAGAAAAAUGCCAAGAAAAAGAAACUGUUGGAAAUGAACCAGUUUAUUCUGACAUAUACGACGACACUGCGGCUGCAGGCAAUCAAGAAGAUAUUGAAAUGAAAUCAAAUUAUACAGAAUUGAAACCUACGCCUGAAUCAUGCUACACUACGUUAUCAAAAACAUAGUCAUUUUAAUUAUUAUGGCUGUUUACUCGCACGCAUUUAUUGCACUACAUUUAUUUGCGUAAACAUCCUUCUUAGCACUGUACAAGUUGAAUUUAACAUUUGUUUUUUGUUGCAUACUAGUAAAUGUUUGUAAAUAUUUCCAUUGGCAGUGCCACAUAAAUAAGUUAAAUAUUAACCGUUCUCUUUCAAAUAUUAUGUUGCACUGAUACACUCUGGCCGUUCACACAUUCAGAGCAAACACAUUUAUUAAAAGUAUUAUUAUUUUUGGAAUUUAUUUUAAGGAUUAAAUGUUGCAGAUUUGGCAAAAUCCUGAUCCACAAAAUCAAAUAAAUUUUUUUUAGGAUGUUGAACUCUAAUAAAUCAAAAGUGAAUUAUUUCUUUAAUAGCUAAUACCUAUGAUGUCCGCAUAUUAAAUACGCAUUGUAUUUGUAAUGUUUUUAGAUUGAAUGUUCAUUAUUCUAAUUACUUUUAUGGUGUAAAACAAUAAAACCUGUUAGAAUCAAAGACUUAUAGGUUUAUAGUAUGUCUACGCUAGUCAAAAAUACUUUUGCUAUUUGCUUAAAUGAUU
Hydractinia symbiolongicarpus is the source of this 3434-nucleotide messenger RNA. RefSeq lists its product as uncharacterized. Gene Ontology annotation, molecular function: protein binding. The coding region runs from base 1232 to 2866 and encodes 544 amino acids. The record is from RefSeq and is a predicted model, not a curated record. NCBI's taxonomy places the organism in Eukaryota, Metazoa, Cnidaria, Hydrozoa, Anthoathecata, Hydractiniidae. The transcript has 9 exons.